AAGUAAUUAUGCGUUGAUAAUAGUAAACAAACCGAAACAUUUUGUAUUCCGUUGUACGCCGGAUCAAGAUAAAAUAAAACAAAACUAACGUACGUAGAAAUAAAAAUUUAAAAUAAUUUAUUUAUCAACUAUAUAUUUAAAAUCAGUAGCAUAAAUGGAUAGUGAUGACUACAGUUCAUCUCAAUCACAAAAAAGUGAUUCAGAUGCUGACGAUAAUUCAAAUAUCAGCAAUUCUUCAUCUGUUAUAUCUGACGACGAUCCACUUAAUAUGCUAGAGCACGACUCCUACAGAAGUUACAGCGAUGAUUAUAAUUCUGAUUGUAAUUCAAAUUCAUUAUCUUCAGAUUGCAAUAACACCGAUGAAGAUAACGAUCUGUCCGAUAUGUACGAAGAAAAUAAUAACGACCCAAACAAUAAUAUGGAUGACAACGAAAAUUGGGAGGGGCGAAACUCACCAGAAUAUCCAGUGCCAGCAAGUCCUCAGCCUGGAUGCAGUCGUCAUUUCGAUUUUGUAGAGAAUGGUCACACAGAUUCACUGAAAUCAGUAACUCUGACACCCGAGGAAAUUAGUACUCUAGCUGAUAACAUCUUGCUGUCAAUAAAUAAAUUAGUCGAGCAAAUAAACCACAGCUCGAUUGUUGCCGCCAUUGAAAAUAAUUUAAAAACCGGCAACAAUAAAUUAAGUCUUCAAGAUUUACUGCCAGCUAAUAAUCAGAACCACAUCAGUCCUGAUGACAACAGAAAAACGGGACAAAAACGUGGUAAUGACGGAGACAUUUGCUCAGUUGACAUGAAGAAAUCACGCGAAAAUCCACUGCCGUCAUCGCAAAUCCCGUCUGGUUUUAUGGUAAGAAAUCCAAUUAUUGAUAUUAAUAAUCUUCAAAAAUCUCCGUUACGUUUGCCGCCACGUGAAAUGAAUAAAAAUGAUGAUAAAUUAAACAAACCUAAAAAUAUAUACAUCCAAAAAUAUGUUAAUGCAAAUCACGUCUAUGAAAAUGUCUUUUUAUCGGGACGGGAUCAUAAUUCUGCUGAGAUUAUCGAUGAGUCAGACGGUACAAGACAAAGAGAUAAGACGUCAAGUAAACAAAAUAAAGCUGAAGUUAUGUUGCCUGUAACUAACAGCGUAACUCACAGUGUAACAAAUAUAUUGAACACAAUACCAAGUAGAUCUAAUCCCCAAAUACCUCGAGCAACAAAUAGAUUAGCAGUAGGAAAUAUAAUGAGCAGAGCUGAUGCCCAGAAUUUAACUAAAACAACCGAAAGAACUCAUGGUCAUUUACAAAUUACGACUGUAGCUAAACCAUGUUCUGUUCCAACUGCUACCGUCACCAGCAAUGCCUACAAUUAUCCUAAAGUAUCAUCGAAAUAUUCUCCCGUCGGGAAUUCAGUUGUCCAAACUGGUCAUACGUCGGUUAGAAUAAAGAUACCGUCAAAUUCAGUAGCUGGUUCUACUGCAGGUUCUUCAAAUUCAAAUUCAAAUUCAAAUAUUGAUAAGCUGAUUGCUGUUGUGGAUAAACGAGCUCCUAUUGCGGGUAAAAAAAUGAGCACGUGUCGGAUAAAAGAUCAGGUGGAUUACUACGAAAAUUUAAAACAAGUAAAGGAAAAUUUGGCUCAGCGACGUGAACAAUUACAAAAUAUUGAAGUCAAGACCGCUGAGCUUAAUAGUGUACGGGAUAGAAAUGAACGGAUUAGAGAGAUUGUUGUUGAUCAUGGGCAUGUUAAUCAAUUAGAUGUCAAUAUGUUGCCGCCGUUGCCACCGCGGAAAUAUUUUCCAGCGCAUUUGCAACCGCAACAGGGAUUGCAGCCUCAAGCAAAUGACCCGAUGGUCCAGCCGAGUACGUCAGCCAACAAAGUCUGCGAAGAAAUUUAUCAGAAACUACGGGCCAUGUUUCCUGAUAUCGAUCGCGAGUAUAUAAAAACAUAUUGUCCGGCUGAUUGGAGCCCUGGUAUGAGCCACGACAUUCAAUUUGGAAAUAUCGUCGAGAGAAUUUUGCAAAAUGAAGCCUCGUGGAUAAUAGACGUCACUCCAAAUAAUUUUAUGAUCGAAACUGCGGCCAAUAAUGCUGUCGGCGCAACUCAAAAUGUCGAUGAAACCUACGAAUAUCUCACUGGAAUAUUUCCCAAUGCGGACCCUCACUAUCUGCGCAGUUCUGCUGAAAAAUUUAAAAAUGAAAAUGACGUCAAGGCGUUCGUUGAUGAUAAAUUAAAAACGUCAGAUUAUCCAACACGGGAACAAUAUUUAGCCAAAAUAAAAAUAACCGAAGAGCAGCAGCGUUACACCAAAAACUUUAACGUCGAACAUUUCCUAACUCUAUUUCCAAAUCCGUUUUCGCACUUUGAAAAUGACAAUCGAAAGUGCGAAUUUAAUCUGAUUGUCGUUGAAUUUUUGAAGAACGAAUUCAGUCGGGUAAGAGUUACUACGAUUAAUAAAUUAUAUCGCGAUUGCAAAUAUAAUAUGAGUUUGACAGCUAAGAGUCUUCGGGCUAUAACUGAUUUUAUAAUGAAACCGCGGUGUCCCAGUGAGAUACCAACGGAAAAUAUUCCGAUGCUUCAAGAAAUGGCAUUCGUACGUCAUCAAGAUGAGAUACGCAUGCACAUGGAGACUGCCCGUAAAAGAGAAGAGGAAGAGUUCAAUUCACUGAAGACUGCUGGCAGUCUUUGGACCUGUCAGUGCUGUUAUGAUGAUGAAUGCAUGCCUUCAAAAUGUUCAACAUGCGAUAACGCUCAUGUUUUUUGUAACUCGUGUGUCGUCAAUGGAACAGACUCACGUCUUGGUGACGGAGAGACACACGUGCCCUGUUUCCUUAACUGCGGAAGUGAAUUCAGUAUUUCCACAUUGCAAAAAGUACUCCCGCCUACUAAGUUCAGUAUUUUGUUAAAAAAACGUCAGGCUGCUGAAGUGAUGGCCGCUGGAUUAGAGGGUUUGGUGUCAUGUCCAUUUUGUCAUUUUGCGUCAAUUCCACCCGAGGGUGACAAAGUCUUCAAGUGUCUUAAUCCUGAAUGUAUGAAAGAGUCUUGUAUUCAGUGCAAGGAACCCAAUCACGUUCCUUUCCGUUGUGGUGAGCAGGACAAAAAGGACAAAGCGCGUAAAUAUAUUGAGGAAAAAAUGACCCAAGCUCUUACUCGCACUUGUUAUCAAUGCAAGCGCGCGUUUUUCAAAGAAGAAGGAUGCAACAAAAUGACUUGUCCAUGUGGUGCUAUGAUGUGUUACAUUUGCAACCAGCCCGUGAAUAGUUACAAUCAUUUCCGUGGCCAAGGAUCAAAUGAAGUUAAUAAAUGUCCUUUGUGGACUGAUAAUCAGCGUUUGAAUGCAGAGACCGUUAGGAAGGUCGAAGAAGAUGCACGCAGAGAAGUUCUGCGGCAAGAUCCGACCUUGGAUAUCGGGACUACUGGGUUAGCACCGGCGUUGCCGCCACCAGCUGCUGGUCCGCAUCGGGAUAUUCCGAACACUGAUAAUCUUGCUAAUAUUCUUGCGGCUCGAGUACUGAAUGCAGAUCGUUUUGAUUUCGAGGGACGAGAAAACCCAAAUCGUCAACCUAAACGUAAUUAAUAACAAUAAUAAUCAAUCACUUCUUACCAUAUUUAUCAUUAUUUUUAUCUUACGUCAACGAAUGUUUAUUAUUUAUAGAAUAUUUAAUACCCUAUUAUUUUUACCUUUCUCAAUUUUAUGUAUGUUCAUGUUCACUUAUUAGUGUUGUCGUAAUUAAUCUAAACUUCCUUUUAUCAUAUUGAUUUCUACAUAUAAGUAUAUUAGAUAUAGUAAUUAAUAAUAAUGUACCUGAACCAUUAUUAUUAUAUGGAGUCCUCAGGAAAGGAUUUCUACCAGAGAAUGUUAAGAUUUAAAGAAAUAAAUAAAUAAUAAUAAUAUGUUAAUAUUUUUAUAUAAAGUUAAUAAAAAGUGAGCAGUUUUAUAAAAAAUAGUUUCACAAAU
Messenger RNA from Microplitis mediator, 3931 nucleotides. RefSeq lists its product as uncharacterized. The transcript is spliced from 3 exons. NCBI's taxonomy places the organism in Eukaryota, Metazoa, Arthropoda, Insecta, Hymenoptera, Braconidae. The record is from RefSeq and is a predicted model, not a curated record. The coding region runs from base 155 to 3550 and encodes 1131 amino acids.